Messenger RNA from Osmia lignaria (orchard mason bee), 2079 nucleotides. RefSeq names its product zwei Ig domain protein zig-8. Gene Ontology annotation, biological process: synapse organization. Lineage: Eukaryota; Metazoa; Arthropoda; Insecta; Hymenoptera; Megachilidae. Gene Ontology annotation, cellular component: neuron projection membrane. The record is from RefSeq and is a predicted model, not a curated record.
CACCACGUGUGGCGUGGGAGUGAACGGAUCCACGUGGUGGUGGCAGAUGUCGCCCCCGAAGCUUGCGAGCUUUCAAACUGAAAACAGUCAGUCGACAGCCGACCGUGCUGCACGAGAUGUGAGUUAUGUUGUUGUGAUACCGGAAGAGGACUUCUAUGACCCUGCAACAGAACGAAGGAAUGUAAAUAUUAAAGAUAGUCGAGGGAUCCGCGUUACCACCACGCCGAAGGCUGGGUAAAAUCAACAGACGUCGGAGAAUAUCAGAAGCUUCGGGGGAUGCGAAAACCGGGGGACGAUGUCAAUGAGACCGGCCUGGGGGCCGAAGUUGUUUCUCGUGCUGAUGACGACCACGAUCGUUAUCGGCAAUUAUCAGCGUCAUCGUGAGAGAACCCAUUUACGCGAGCAGCUCGUUAACGGGCACAAAGUAACGAGGAACAUCACCAAGUUACAAGAGGAAAUAAUUGCCAAUUUGCCACCCCUUCGAAUUCCUCGCCUGAGACAUCAUCGAGUGACAGACUGGGAUCCUUAUUUCGAAAAUGCUGAAGGUCAGGGUAUCAAUGGAUCUCAAAAUGUGGCGUUACACCUUGGUGCCACAGCUCUCCUCGACUGUCGUGUUGCAAUGUUAGCGGGGAAAAAGGUCAUGUGGUUACGCCGCAACGCGGACUGGGCAUCCCUUUUAACUCUGGGUAACACUACUCACAUUUCCGAUCCCAGGUACAGCGUUAGCUUUCAAUAUCCGAAUAAUUGGAGACUGGCGAUCGCCGGGGUGAGAAAGGAAGAUCGCGGAUUAUACGUCUGUCAAGUGAACACGCAUCCCCCGAGAAUGCUCAUCACUAAUGUCACCGUUCUAGCUCCGGAUAUCAGGAUCGUGGACGAGGCCAGACACGAGCUACGGGACCGUUACUACAAAACCGGAAGCGGUAUCGAGUUGGCAUGUGUGGCCCGACCUUCUUGUCCCGACUCCAGGAUACCGCAUCCCGUCUGGAGGAAAAAUGGCGAAACGUUGCCGGAUCACGUCAACGUUUAUCACAUUAAUGGGUCGAACGAAGAUCUGGUGACCAAGCUGUACAUCGAACAGGCAAAAAAGACUGACAGCGGUGAAUACUCGUGCUCAGUGAGCCAAUUCAGUACCGCCGCAGUGCAUAUUCACGUUCUGAAUGGUGAAAAGCAAGCAGCAGUUCACCAUGACCAGUGGAAUGGAGCACAAACAAAUCACCAUGAAAAACUGAGCAGGUUAUACAUCAUGAUCGUCAGUUUGCUCCUAUCUCAAAUUUGGAUGAUUAAUUCACCGUGAAUCUCAUCAAAACAUCUUGAAACCAUCACUGCACGUUACUUUGUACAAUCAUCGGUUUAUGGAUGAUUAUCAGAAAGCGUUCAAACAACAGAUCAGUAUUACAAUAGACGAAAAUUGUCGAAUCAAUUAUUGUAUGCAAUGAAUUAGUGUAUAUUGUAUACAAUACUGCGAUAAUAAAUAUAAACAGAAGUGUGAUGAUUAACUUGAUUCGAACCUGGCAACAAGGAUACAAAGAAAUUUUUUGAGGAAUCUCGUUGAACCUGGUAAAUACAUGUUACCAUAUGUUUCCAAAAGGAAAGGAAAAUUUUCGAAUUAGCAUAUAUGAUAUUUUUAAAAAAUUUACUGGUCACACGUACGCUUUACGCAGUCAAAGCCGUAAGAAAAAUUCCUACUGCCUUUGUAUAAUUUUAGGUCAUAUUGUUCUACUACAUUUUAUUAUAAUAAUAACAAAAUAACUGAUAUAAAAAUGAACAUCCUCUAUUGAACAGUCUCUGCAUAAAAAGAAAAGAAACAUUGGAAAUUGGAAAUAAAUUGUAACAUGUAUUUAUUAUAUUGGUCCAUAAACUAUUUGCAAUGAGAAAAUGCGUAUAUUUGUAGUUUAAAAAUAAGAUCAUAAACAUUCCAUUCUCCUGUUCUCAAUGGCCUGUACAUAAAAUAAUUGUCGCGUAGCGAACCCUUUGUACCACAAAUUGCCGUAGCAGCAAUACGCAACAAUGAUUGUAUAGCGGAGAAAAUAUUGUGCUCGAUUGAUCGACCUGCUGCCAUCUGAUAUAAUUUGACAAAUG